AUGAAGCCUCACCAGUGCGCAUCCGAGCACACCGAGCACAACGGCAACAUACAGCAUUUCAGUUAUGACUUCACUUUGGAAAACCAGACGUGCUCGCGUCCCCGGGCGGCUCUCCCGGCAACAGCCCGCCGUGUUCAAGGGGGCGACCAGGCCUGGGGUCCUCCUGCGCGUGUCCUGAGCCGUGAGAGGAAACGAGCACAGGCAGGCUCCGCCGCCGCGCUCGGGGGCUCCCCACUCCCACGCCUGCACGCUCGGACACCUCGGCAGGCCGCGCGCGUCCUCACCCCCCCCCCCUGCGUGCGCACGUACGCGGGUGCAGGGACCGACGCACGGCCACGCCGGCCCAAGCCAGCCCUUCCACGCGCCAGCCCUCUGCCUCCCCCCACCACCCGCGUUGCCCUGGGGCUCCUGUUCCUCCUUCCCUCUGCGCGUCUGCCCCCCAGCCGCCGCCGCUGCCACCUGGCAGUCGCACACUCCGUCGCACUCCGCUGCCACUCCUUCCUUACCCGCGGCCCCCAGGCAGUGCCGGCAAUUUUACAGAGGUGCACGGUGGGCUCCGGUAAAGCUCCAGAUACGGAGCCACGCCGGCAGCACCAGGGGGAGGAUGCGGCUCUGAGACGCGGACCGGCCAGCUCUCCUCGGUGCAGCGGGUGCAGCUUGGACGCAAGGGGCAAGCCUGCCGCCAGCCGGUCAAUAGACAAGGCAUUGGGAAACAGAACCAAACGUCCAGAAGAUUCCCGUAGAGAACUUACGUCUGUUUCUGAACGUUAUCUUUUACACCCUGGACAAGGCUCUGCAGGCUGGAAGAAGCGACAGCCUCCAGUUCGUGGGCCUCCUUUACCUGAAUCCUCUGGCCAGAAAGACUGGGACGUUUCUACUGGAGUUUUAGUCUCCUGAAAUGCACUGAGAAGCUAGUAGAGCCUGCCCUGGGGGCAAAGCAUUGAGAAAAAAGACGAAAAUUAAAAGAAAAAGGAAACUGGCCCCUGUUCGACAGCUGCCUUCGGUUGCAUAUUUUUCAACAUCCGCAAGUAGUGUUUUUGUGUUCUGUCCAGAGGUUAUAUUUGUACUAAGCAGGGAGGACGUGCUAUCAGGGGAAGGCUGGGAAUCUCCCCCCUCCCGGUGACCCCACUCCAGGCAGAUCUUCCUCCCCGACGUUGCACCCAACCAUGCUGCCAAAGGUGACUAGUGAUUUCCUCUGCCUUCGAUGUUACCUUCUUUCUCCUUCUAAUUCACUGGACGGUUUUCCUAAGUCUCCUUGGCUGUCUCCUGCUCAUCACUCUGACUUUUUUUUUGUUGGAAAGCCCCACGGCUUCUCCCUUUUCUAACUCCCUCUUUUGUUAAUCACCUGGCCUAGUAAAACUCCAAAAUUUAAAUCUCCCCCUCAAGAAUCUCUUUUCAGAUGCCUCUUUUCAUCUGCCUACUACGAGAUGCCCACUGGUAUGUCCGGAGGUGUCUCAAACUUACAAUAGCUGACCGCACCUGUGAUUCUGCCGCUCCUUCUCCCCCACCGGUCCCUCAACCUUGCCCUUCCAAGGAACGUCAACUCCGUUUUUCCCCAAAUCCUUAAGUCACCUUUCAUUCUUCUCUUAGUCUUCCCCUCAUAUUCCAUCGGUCCACAAGUCCUGUCAACUCCAGCUUCAAAAUAUACACGGAAUCAUCAAGCUUCCUCAUCACCCACAGUGCCCCAGCCUGAUGCAAGUAUCCCUCAUUUCUUAGUCGGAGAGCAGGAAUGGUGUCUCAGUUCACCUCCUGUGUCUUUGCACCAGUGUUUUCUAGCACAGCUUCUACUGACAUAUUGUAUAUUGGAAAAUGUUGAGCAUCCCUGGUCCCCAGUUAUUGUGACAACUAAUAUCCCCUCACCCACGUGCAUGCACACAUAGGCAUCUCUGAACAUCUUGGCAAGAAGGAAGUCAUAGAAAGAUAUAGCAUGCUCAUGAAUUGGAAGAAUUAAUAUUGUUAAAACGUCCGUAUUUCCCAAAGCAAUCUACAGAUUCAGUGCAAGCUCUAGCAAAAUCCCAAUGGCAUUUUUCACAGAAAUA
This is a messenger RNA of Felis catus (domestic cat), 2039 nucleotides long. RefSeq names its product serine/arginine repetitive matrix protein 1-like. The transcript is spliced from 6 exons. NCBI's taxonomy places the organism in Eukaryota, Metazoa, Chordata, Mammalia, Carnivora, Felidae. The record is from RefSeq and is a predicted model, not a curated record. The coding region runs from base 1 to 897 and encodes 298 amino acids.